Messenger RNA from Brassica rapa (field mustard), 4245 nucleotides. RefSeq names its product subtilisin-like protease SBT4.13. The record is from RefSeq and is a predicted model, not a curated record. Lineage: Eukaryota; Viridiplantae; Streptophyta; Magnoliopsida; Brassicales; Brassicaceae. Gene Ontology annotation, biological process: proteolysis. Gene Ontology annotation, molecular function: serine-type endopeptidase activity.
UUGUAAACCACUCGGACCGAAACCCAAAUCUAGAUUACCUAAGUAGUGAUAAUUAGUUUCCAUGGAAAAUCAAACUCAAAACUAAUGUGGAUAGACACUAAACCAGAAGAGAUUGCCACUAGACUACCACCACUUGGUUAAGUCAAACUUAUUUAAGACUAAACCAAAGUUAAUGUUCAUAAUUGUCCUUCAGUAUGUUAAUAAUUAAGAUAAGAAAAAUAUUUAAUUACAUGAUUUAGUCAAAUAUUCGUACGUGGCUGCAAAGUUUUCCUUUGACUAAGUUCUUUACUUUAAUUUUCAUCUAAAACUCCGAUAAGUUUCGAUAAAUUUUUUUACUUCAAAUUUCACAUCUUUUAUAUAAUGAUUUAAAAUUAUUAAAUUUAUAUUAUACUUUAUUUAGAUAUCUCAUUAUUGCCUAGUCAUCUAAUUAAACGGCCUUCAUAUAAUAAACUCCAAUCAAUAUAUUUGACCACGUGGUAAAAGAUGUAUCUAGUCUUAUUUCUGUUUAGUAACUGAAACUAAAAAUUCAAUUGUAAUUUUUUUUAGUAUUUUCCAUUUACUAUAUUUUUAUUGUUCUAUAAGAAAAUCAAAAACCAAAUAAAGAUAAAUUGAGAACUCAAUUUUUAGGAUACGGAUCUGUUAUCCUGAACUAGUUUUGUUUUUAUUUGCUGAGUGCAAUUUAACCGAUGGACUCCAUUCUAAAAGUGUGAACAAAAUGUCACAAUUUAAUUGAUACAGAUACCAAUAUAAUCAAUUAUGGUAAAACUUGACAAUUAAAGGCACAAAAUCAGAGGAUUGAAUUGAAUUAGAUUCUUUUGAUUUAAUACCAUGCAUGUAUGAUCUCUCGUAUAUAUGUACAUCAUUUCAUCUUGAUCUCAACAGAAAGUUAAAAAAAAAACUGCAGUGGCCGUUAAUUCAAUUUAGAAGAAAAUGGGAAAAUUACGAGCACCUUCCUCUUGCCUCCUCUCCUGUCUCCUUGUCCUAUUCUUGAGUUCAGUUUCAGCGGUCACAGAUGAUCCUCAAGAUAGACAGGUGUAUAUCGUCUACAUGGGUUCACUUCCCUCUCGAGCAGACUACACACCAAUGUCCGAUCACAUGAGUAUUCUUCAAGAGGUCACAGGAGAAAGUUCGAACGAAGGUCGUUUGGUGAGAAGUUACAAGAGGAGUUUUAACGGGUUCGCUGCCCGACUCACUGCGUCGGAGCUCGAACGAAUAGCCGAAAUGGAGGGAGUUGUGUCUGUAUUCCCGAACAAAAUGUUACAACUCCAUACAACUCAGUCGUGGGACUUCAUGGGUCUAAAGCAAGGCAAGGGGACGAAGAGGAACCCAACCGUGGAAAGUGAUACCAUUAUUGGAGUCAUCGACAGUGGGAUCACACCGGAAUCUGAGAGCUUUUCGGACAAAGGGUUUGGUCCUCCUCCUACGAAGUGGAAAGGUGUUUGUUCUGGCGGUGAAAACUUCACAUGCAACAAUAAGUUGAUUGGGGCAAGAGACUACACAAGCGAAGGUGCUAGGGACACUGAAGGCCAUGGUACACACACAGCGUCCACUGCGGCUGGAAACGCAGUCGCGGACACAAGCUUCUUUGGGAUCGGCAAUGGAACAGCAAGAGGAGGCGUUCCGGCUUCUAGAAUCGCCGCUUACAAAGUAUGUAUCCCGACAGGAUGUAGCUCAGAAGCUCUCUUGUCUGCAUUCGAUGACGCGAUUGCCGACGGUGUGGACCUCAUCACCAUCUCUAUCGGGGGUAAAAAGGCGUCCAUGUUCGAAAAUGACCCGAUCGCCAUAGGGGCUUUCCACGCUAUGGCCAAAGGAAUUCUCACUGUUACCGCGGCUGGUAACAGCGGUCCGCAAGAUAGUACAACCUCGUCUGUAGCGCCGUGGAUGUUAACUGUCGCAGCUAGUACCACAGACCGUUCGUUUGUCACCAAAGUUGUUCUAGGAAACAACAAGACACUUGUUGGGAAGUCAGUGAAUGCUUUUGAUAUGAAAGGAAAGAAAUAUUCAUUGGUGUACGGAAAAUCUGCUGCUUCCUCUGCUUGCAGUGCGGAAACCGCAGAGCUAUGUAAGCCAGGGUGUCUAAAACAAUCACUUGUGAAAGGAAAGAUCUUAGUGUGUAGUAGUCCGGGUGGUUUGAAAGUAGUUGAAUCAGUUGGAGCUAUUGCAAUCAUUUACAAAAGCCCUAAGCCAGAUGUGGCCUUUGUUCACCCUUUACCUGCUUCUGGUUUGCCAGAAAAAGAAUUUGAAUCUUUAGUCUCUUACAUUCAGUCCGAAGAUUCUCCACAAGCGGCUAUUCUAAAAACCGAAGCAAUCUUCAAUCGUACAUCUCCUCUAAUUGGUUCCUUCUCUUCUCGUGGUCCAAACACGAUCGCUGUGGAUAUUCUCAAGCCGGAUAUAACAGCACCGGGAGUUGAGAUCCUUGCAGCAUAUUCACCGGAUGGUGAACCAUCUGAAUAUGACACUAGACAUGUGAAAUACGCUGUUCUCUCAGGAACUUCUAUGGCUUGUCCGCAUGUUGCAGGUGUGGCUUCCUAUGUCAAAACGUUUUACCCUAAAUGGUCUCCCUCCAUGAUUCAAUCUGCUAUCAUGACAACCGCAUGGCCGGUAAAUGCUACUGGAACUGGUAUCGCAUCGACUGAGUUUGCUUAUGGAUCUGGACAUGUCGACCCAAUAGCCUCUCUAAAUCCUGGACUUGUCUACGAGUCGAAUAAAGCAGAUCACAUCGCCUUUCUAUGCGGCAUGAACUACACUUCAAAUAUCCUUAAAAUCAUCUCUGGUGAAACUGUCACUUGCCCCGAAGAAAAAGAAUAUCAAACAAGAAACCUCAACUAUCCUUCAAUGUCGGCUAAGUUGUCAGGAUCUAAUAACUCCUUCACCGUCACUUUCAACAGAACCGUUACCAAUGUUGGUACACCGAACUCUACAUACAAUUCAAAAGUGGUCCCUGGUCAUGGAUCUAAGCUCAGCGUCAACGUCACCCCUAGUGUUCUGUCUUUUAAGACGGUCAACGAGAAGCAAUCGUUCAUGGUAACUGUAACAGGAAGAGAUCUUGACUCAGAACUGCCUUCGUCUGCUAAUCUAAUCUGGUCUGAUGGGAAACAUAACGUUAGAAGUCCUAUUGUUGUUUAUACUGAUGCUAACUAAUGAGGCCUCAUCAGUUCUCCAUAGUCAUCACAAAUAAAUCUUGAUUGUUGUUGUUAUGCUUCUUUAUUAUACUUUGACAAAAAAGUAUUAAUACAUGCUUUUUUAUUUUUCUUUUCCUAAUCAACUUUGAGUUCUUUAAAAUAUAGAAAUGGUAGAUGACGUUGCGUGUAUUGCGAUUCACAUAUUCUAACCAUUUGUUAGAUUAUAUGAGUAUAUAAAGGAUAUAUGCUUCUUUGCUCGCUAUCAAUUUGGUUCGAGUUGAAAAAAAUUAUGAUUCUUCGACACAAACAUGUAUAACACUAUGGUUACCGUCGGGAGCAAUAAACUUUAUUGAGUUGGAGAAGUUAUCCAAAAUAGGGAAAAAUACAUAAGUUACCUACCUUUUAAUUUAACCAUCAUAACUUCUCCUUUUACAAAACAAAACCAUCAUAACUUCUUAAUUCUUUGUGUUGUAGCUUUUAUAUACGUUAUGAAAGGCUUAUAUUAAUUUCUUAUAUAAAUAACUUUUUAUAUUCAUUAAAUAAACGUCAAUAUAUAAAUACUGUCCGUUGCUUACGUUUUGUUUUAGUCUUAUAUAAGUCCACUCACUUCGUAUCCUCCAGAAUGAUAAAAAGAAAAAGAAAAGAAAACAAUGAACAAGAUUAGUAUGUACGUGUGUUUGUUUAUGUUUUUUACGGUCACCUCCGCCCAAACCAGUCACGAUGGGAGAAAGGUCUACAUCGUUUACAUGGGAGCAUUACCGUCAAUCAACGACUACGUCACUAUUGAAGAUCACCAUUUCUCAUUGGUUCGUAGUGUCACCGGAAAAAGUUACACACCAAGCCUAAUUGUCACCAACUACGGGAGGUCCUUCGACGGGUUCGCUGCAUGGCUCACUGAGGAGGAAAGCAAGAAGCUUUCAGACAUGCCCGAUGUGUUUUCGGUUUUCCCGGACGGGAUGCUACAUCUGGACGUGAUCAAUAACGGUGGCAUACACUCGGGACUAAGAACUCGACACUUGUAACUUGUAGCCAUUGAUUUUUUUGUACUAACCAUACAUACUUUGUAUGUAACCAUCAUCAUACUAUUACAGAAUCUCUAGAUGGAAAACGAGAAAUUCUAUUU